This is a messenger RNA of Sus scrofa (pig), 2197 nucleotides long. RefSeq names its product guanylate binding protein 2, interferon-inducible (gene GBP2). The record is from RefSeq and is marked provisional. Gene Ontology annotation, molecular function: GTPase activity; GTP binding. NCBI's taxonomy places the organism in Eukaryota, Metazoa, Chordata, Mammalia, Artiodactyla, Suidae.
CAGUUUCAUUUUGUGUCUAUUUCUUUGCAGCUGUUGCCUGCUGGGUUUGAUUUCCCAUCAUCAGGUUUCUGAAAAAAAUCUGCAUGCUUCCAGGACUCCAAUGGAAUAAAGUAAAGCCUAAACUGCCAGGGAGAGAGAAACGAGAAACCAGGGCAGCUCAGCUCAGAAGAAAAGGAAGAGGUUAAACACUAUAACUUUCACAUUGAAGUAGCUGUCUUUUUUUUUUUCUCACCCUGAAGGAUCUCUGCUCCAGAUCGGGUGACACCCUGGAGAUGGCUACAGAGAUCCUCAUGGCAGGCCCGGAGUGCCUCAUUGAGAACAUCAAUGGGCGUCUCAUGGUUAAUGUGGAAACUGCAAAGAUCCUGUCUGCCAUCACGCAGCCUGUGGUGGUGGUGGUUAUCGUGGGCCCCUACCGCACAGGCAAAUCCUACCUGAUGAACAAGCUGGCUGGGAAGAACAAGGGCUUCUCUCUGGGCUCCACGGUGCAGUCUCACACGAAGGGCAUCUGGAUGUGGUGUGUGCCUCACCCCAGGAAUCCAGACCACACCCUGGUUCUUGACACCGAGGGCCUGGGGGAUGUAGAGAAGGGAGACAACCAGAAUGACUCCUGGCUCUUUGCCCUGGCAGUUCUCCUGAGCAGCACCCUUAUAUACAACAGUGUGGGGACCAUCAACCAGCAGGCCAUGGACCAACUGCACUAUGUGACAGAGCUGACAGAUUGCAUCAGGGCAAAAUCCUCGCCUGGCACACAUGAGGUCAAAGACUCAGCUGACUUUGUAAGCUUCUUUCCAGACUUUGUGUGGACCCUGAGAGAUUUCUCCCUGGACCUACAAGCAAAUGGGGAACCCAUCACUCCUGACGAGUACCUGGAGAAUUCACUGAAGCUGAAGCAAGGUAAUGAUAAAAAAACUAAAAGCUUUAAUGCACCUCGGUUAUGUAUUCGAAAGUUCUUCCCAGAAAAGAAGUGCUUCAUCUUUGACCGCCCUGCUCAGAGGAAGUACCUUGUCCACCUGGAGCAGCUACCGGAAGAAGAUGUGGAUCCUGAAUUCAGAGAACAAGUUGAAGAAUUCUGCUCUUACAUCCUCAGCCAUUCCAAGGUCAAGACUCUCUCAGGAGGCAUCACAGUCAAUGGGCCUCGUCUGGAGACGCUGGUGCUGACCUUUGUCAACACCAUCAGCAGUGGGGACCUGCCCUGCAUGGAGAAUGCAGUCCUGGCCCUGGCUGAGAUCGAGAACUCGGCCGCAGUGCAAAAGGCCAUUGCCCACUAUGAGCAGCAGAUGGCCGAGAAGCUGCAGCUGCCCACGGAGACCCUGAAGGAGCUGCUGGACCUGCACAGGGCCAGUGAGAAGGAGGCCAUUGACGUCUUCAUGACCAAGUCUUUCAAGGAUGUGGACCAAGUGUUCCAAAACAGAUUAAUGGAACAGUUAGAAGCAAAACUCGAUGACUUUUGUGACCAGAACAUGAAAGCCUCCUCAGAUUACUGCAUGACUUUACUUCAAGAUAUUUUUGGGCCUCUGUAUGAAGAUGUGAAGCAGGGAACAUUCUCUAAACCAGGAGGUUUUCGUCUCUUUAUUCGGAAGAGGCAGGAGCUAAAGAAUAAGUACUAUCAGGCCCCCAGAAAGGGGAUACAGGCAGAGGAGACCCUGAAGACAUAUUUGGAUUCCAGGGAGGGAAUGGAUGCUGCACUUCUCCAGACUGAUCAGUCACUAACAGAAAAGGAAAAAGAGAUUGAAGUGCAAUGGAUGAAAUCUGAAUCUUUAGAAGCUGCAAACAAAAUUUCAGAGGAAAUGCAAAAGAAGCAUGAGCAGUUGAUGCAGGAGAAAGAGAAGAGUUUUCAUGAACAUAUGAAACAGCUGGCUGAGAAAAUGGAAAAGGAGAGGGCUCAGUUACUGGCUGAGCAAGAGAGGGUUCUUACGCUUAAAUUUCAGGAAAAAGAACGUCUUCUCGAACAGGGAUUCAAGAAGGAGAGCCUGAAACUUCUUAAAGAGAUGAAAGCUAUCCAGUUAAGAAACAGUGAAUCAUUCCCGAUGUGUAGCAUUCUCUAAAAAUCCAAGGAACAAAAUCCCCUAACCAGCUUCCAUCUGCUAAGAACAAGGUGAACAAGCAACUUCAAGAUGCCAAACCAUUGCCACUCAACUAAGCUUAAGACCUGUAAAGUCUGCAAGGAUGAAAUAAAUAGUGAAGGCAACAUGUUUCA